This is a messenger RNA of Durotheca rogersii, 1470 nucleotides long. Its product is annotated as 60S acidic ribosomal protein P0. The transcript has 4 exons. The record is from RefSeq and is a predicted model, not a curated record. Bases 262 to 1212 code for a protein of 316 amino acids. Gene Ontology annotation, cellular component: cytosolic large ribosomal subunit. Gene Ontology annotation, biological process: ribosome biogenesis; ribosomal large subunit assembly; cytoplasmic translation. Gene Ontology annotation, molecular function: large ribosomal subunit rRNA binding; structural constituent of ribosome. NCBI's taxonomy places the organism in Eukaryota, Fungi, Ascomycota, Sordariomycetes, Xylariales, Xylariaceae.
GGGUUGCAUGGUCGUUAUUUAGAGGGGAGGGGAAGGGGUACGUACCUAGUACAAGCAAACCCUAAGGCGGGUCGAACACACAUUUGGGCACGGGACAGAAAAACUCCUACGCAAGAUGAAAUAAAUUAAUCAGCCGAGAUUUAUCCAGCAGCUAACCUCCACUUAUUCGGUCUCGUUUGCGAACUCCAGAACCGACUUACCCAGUCUCCAUUCCCUACACAACAUCGGCUUUAAAAAUCCUAACUUCAGAAAUAAGAAGACAUGGGAGCCAGCAGGCAAAAGAAGGCAGAAUACUUCCCCAAGCUGAAAGGCUUGCUCGAGGAAUACCGAUCCGUAUUCCUCGUCACCGUCGACAAUGUCAGCUCGCAGCAGAUGCAUGAGAUCCGACAAUCUCUCCGCGGGGAUGCCGUCGUCCUGAUGGGCAAGAACACCAUGGUUCGCCGCGCCCUCAGGACCUUCAUCGCCGAUACGCCCGAGUAUGAGCGACUCCUUCCCCACGUCAAGGGGAACAUAGGCUUCGUCUUUACCAACGGCGACCUGAAGGUCAUCCGUGACAAGAUUCUCGCCAACAAGGUCGCCGCCCCUGCCCGUGCUGGCGCGGUUGCUCCAGCCGACGUCUGGGUUCCUGCCGGCAACACCGGCAUGGAACCCGGCAAGACCUCCUUCUUCCAGGCUCUCGGUGUUCCCACCAAGAUCGCCCGUGGUACCAUCGAAAUCACGACCGAUCUGAAGCUCGUCGAGUCCGGCAGCAAGGUCGGCCCUUCUGAGGCCACCCUGCUCAACAUGCUCAACAUUUCUCCCUUCACCUAUGGCCUGGGUGUGGCGCAAGUGUACGACCAGGGCAAUACCUUCCCGCCCAACGUCCUCGACAUCGGCGAGGACCAGCUUCUCAAGGCAUUCACUAGUGCCGUCGCCACCAUUACCGCCCUGUCCCUCGCUCUGAACUUCCCCACCCUUCCCUCGAUCAUCCACUCCCUAUUGAACGGCUACAAGAAGGUUCUGGCUGUCGCGGUCGAGACGGAUUACAGCUGGCCUGAGAUCGAGCAACUGAAGGACCGCAUUGCCAAUCCUGACGCCUAUGCCGCUGCCGCCCCAGCCGCUGCCGCCGCCGCCGACACGGGAGCCGGUGCCGCCCCCGCGGAGGAGGAGGCGAAGAAGGACGAGGAGGAAGAAGAAUCUGGUGACGAGGGCUUCGGUGGUCUCUUUGACUAAAUUUCGUAGCAUGAUCACGGUGUUGUCGGACUGGCAUGAAACAGGGCUACGGUUAGGUUUACGAGAUCUAGACAUGCGGGAAAACCGGAAUUCACGUUUCACAGGUCUUUUUUUUUUGCCGGUCGAUUCAGGCAGGUUGCAAAAGAAUACCAGGGAGUUGAGAGUUCUCUCGAUUGUGAUAUGUUAGUUAAACCCGUCGAUCCCUCGAGCAAACCUUCUUAAAUGGUGAGUUAGAUUCCUUUCUUCCACAGCUUGAUC